ACUUCUACUGUGAAGCAGACUGCGAUUAGAGCCACUGCCUGCGCCGCGUAAUUUCAGGGCAUGCGCAAAGCCAGGGACCCAAGUUGACCAACUGUAAAACAAUUGGUUGGGACUAAAACUACUGAUUGGCCGGCGAGCUGUAGGCACCAGUGAAAUCGCCUGCGACUGUUGCAAUUCACACACCCUCACGACACAAAACCUGGCUUUUCCCAACCAACUGUAAAACACUUGCCCCAGGUUCUAGAAACUUGGGUCCCUGGCUGGGUAUGUUGGCAAAUAGAAUCUGAGGAAGAAAAUAGCUGGCAGCUUUGAGGGUCGCAGAAUCAGGUCGUCUGAUCCUGUCGUUACCUGGUUUUUACCAGGUCGUUACCUCGUUACUCUCUGGAAAUGUUCUGGAGCAGCAGUGCGACGAAGGUCGCCUGUGGCUCUGCGACAUGCGAGUCGCAGGGACCCGUCGCAUGUCGCCCGCUCUCUACGGACGAAGAGCUCUGGUGUCGUGCGAUGGAAAUGGGAACCGGGCUAGGCGUCGUCGGUCUACAGUUUUCCGGGCAGAUUUCUAUCGAUCAGGUCCAGCAAGCAGCGAAAGAGAUUGGGUCGAAACUUCCUCUGCUGCUUGCCCGAGUUGUCGGGCAGGGUAAAAUCGGCGGUCCCCUCCAUCUCCACUUGUGCCGGGAUCCGAAACCUAUUACUGUAGCUGCCCGGAGCAUGGAUGACGUGGCAGCUUGGGAGGCUGCCGCGCCAUUGGACAACGAGCAGCGCAGCGUCGUGGACGGGAUAGAAUCUGACGUGGCAGAGAAGGAGCAAGGGAGUGAAACAGAGGGGGGAUUGGCAGCACCAGACAGUGGUCGUGGUGAGGGGGAGGGUUCCACGUCAGCAUCGGAACCAGGAGCUGAGGUUUCCACGUCAGCAACAGAACCAGGAGCUAAGGUUUCCACGUCAGCAACAGAAUCAGGAGCUGAAAGAUUAUCUGUGGUGCCUGAAGUGACAAAUGGCGGUGAAGAAGAGGAGGACGAGGAGGACGCGUUUGAGGAUGCGGAGGAAGGUGCUGACGAUGAUGAUGCUGGUGAUGACGAUAAUGAUGGUGGUGAAUUCCAGGAUAGUAGCUCCACAAGUGAAGCUGUUACUAAAGCGGAUGAUCUUCACAGGAUAGUGGAGAUGGAGUUAAACCAGCCAAUCACAGCAGCGCAUGGAGAAGCGCCAGCAGACGCCUUGCAGAUCCACGUGUACCACCUCCCCCUCUCCACCUGCCUGGCUCUGCGCUGCCAUCGAGCCAUUGUGGACCGGCCAGCCGUGCGCGUGCUGGCCACUGCCCUUGUGUCUGCCCUGCACCACGUGCAGUCUGCUGUUGCUGCUGCGGCUGCUGCUGCUGCGGCUGCUGCUGGCGAUGGUGGAAAUGGACCACCAAGACUAGAGGAGUCCGCUUCCCUCCCUCCUCCGCUCUCCUCCCUCAUCCCCAAGCCAUCUGAAUCCCUCUCCUACCUGGCAAAGGGCCUCUCCCAAGCGUACGACGCUAUGGCAUAUGUGCGCAACGCCAUGGCGUCCUCCCACCCGCCUUUCCAGCCCGGCCGGGCCGACUGCAGGAAGAACCAGUUCCGCUCCUCCUUCUCCUGCCUGCGGUUUGACAAGCAAGAGACAGAGGGCCUCCUCUCCUCCCUCGCCUCUCAAUCCUGCUCGCUCUUCAGCCUCGAGUGCGCUGCGGCGCUCAAGGCGGUGGCGGAUGUGAAGCAGCUGGGCAGCAGGACGCAGACGUUCAAUGUCACCAGCAUCAUGAACUGCAGAUCACUCUUGGACCCACCUUUACCACCAGACGCCAUGGGGGUGUUCACCUCGGGAUUGCCGCUCAAGCAGCCGGUCAAUCAGGACCUGCCGCUAUGGGAUGUGGCUCGCACUGUGGAUGCUGACCUGGCAGCUGCUGUUGGGCAGAAGAAACAUUUCACCGACAUGCCCGUGCUGGAGCUUCUCUUUUCGACUGCCAUGAAGACUCCAACGUUUUCCCCAGAGUGUUCGCGCCGCACGUCCUUCAUGUCUGCCAUCACCGAGUCGCCCUUCCCCAUGGACUGGCCAUGCGACGGGGGGGUUGCACCUGGGACUAUCGGUGGAGGCAGGGGGUUGGAGACACGACUGGAGGGGUUUAUGGGGCCUAUCUUUGCAACGCACGGUGUCGGCCCCAGCAUAUCCAUUGCAGAUGCUCUUCAUGAUGGGGAUCUUCAGAUCUACAUCAACUUUGUGUCACCUCUGUUUUCGCAACAAUUCAUGGCCAGUUUCAUACGACUGUUCGAACACUAUUUUAGGGAGGCCAUGUGCUAGUAAGUAGCAAGAUAAAUGUAUAUUUUUUGGAAUUUUCUGUUAGCAGGAAAAGUUGUGACUAAGGGAAAAUGUCGAGGGAUACAAAACUAGGGCUGUACUCGCUAAGAACUAGACUAGCUAGGCUAUAAACAAUAUGACCUAGCUAAUCUAUAUAGAUAUAUUUGUUGACACAUCCCC
Molecule: messenger RNA, 2484 nt
Organism: Closterium sp. NIES-67
Lineage: Eukaryota; Viridiplantae; Streptophyta; Zygnematophyceae; Desmidiales; Closteriaceae
Source: the annotation of a GenBank genome assembly